CAAUGUGAGUUUUAUUAUUAUUCAUUUGAAUUUCGUCACGCCAUUAAGCCUUAUUGGUCAGGUGGAAGUGUUUCACGAUUUAGUCCAAAUGAUAAAAUAUCAUCAGGCAUACGCGAAGCUCGUGUUCGUUAUCGUCCAAUGCCUGGUACAUGUGUCCAUUGCUCUUAUUGUUUUGAUCGUGUAUCGACAGUUCGACUAAAACUUGCUUCAUUUUCACAUACUGAACUAGAUAUUCCCAAAUAUCAUGAUCAAAAACAUAUUAUCCAUCGUUUUCGUAAUGGUAAAGAUCUAUUUGAUAGAGCCAGUGAACCAUUACGACGUGUUUAUAAAAAUGAAACUGAAUUACCUCGAUUAUUACAAGUUGAACAAAAACGUUUUGGGUACAUGCUGAAUAGAUCAGCACCUAAUGCUGGCUUUCUAGAUGUUUAAAUAAUAAUAAAAACGUUGACUAAAUUCGCAAAAAAAUAUUCGAAGGAUAUGUCUACUUUUGUUUGUAUCAUUCAUUUUAGAAAAAAAUUUUGAUAAAAUAUUUUGAAACGAAUAGGUUAAUUUUUCAGUUCGGAAUUGGCUAUAGUAUAUAGAAACCUUAGCUGACUCGAAAAUAUUUCACAUAUGGUGAACAGCAACGUUCUCUUCAGUAUAGCAUAUGAAUAUAAAAGUUUUGAUUAUUGGGAAAUGAGCACGAGUAUAGACCCCGUUUUUCAAGAAAAAAUAUAAUGAAUCAUGGUAGAGGAUCAUCGUCUUAAAUAUUUCUUGUAUACAUUAUCUUGUAUUCAGGGGCGGCGCGAAGAGGUCAAAGCAGGGGGGGGUACCUUCGAAAAAUCGAAGAAAAUCUGAGGAAGAAAUGUUCUGGGGGGGGGGGGGUACUUUCGAAAAAUGGGAGAAAAUGUGAAAAAACAUCAAAUUUUGAGGUAUUGUUGAGCAAAAAAAACGAAAAUUUUCAAAAGCAGGAGGGGGGUACCCCCCCGCUCGCGCCGCCCCUGCUUGUAUUCAAUAAUAAUAAAAUUAAAACCGAUCAUUGAAUAGGCGU
Molecule: messenger RNA, 1030 nt
Organism: Rotaria sp. Silwood1
Lineage: Eukaryota; Metazoa; Rotifera; Eurotatoria; Philodinida; Philodinidae
Source: the annotation of a GenBank genome assembly